CUUGUCCUCGUGGUCGUUUGGACAUGGUCGUUUGGACGUGGGCUUGGCGAGCAUUGGGCCGUGCCGUGCCUAGUGUCAUGGCCCAGUCCAGAACAGGAGCCCCCCAAGUCGAGUCUCUGAGCCAGAGAGAUGACUUAUGUUUCAACUAAGGGUUCCCCGAGACGAUGGGGAAGCUUGAUCGUUAGACAGGUGAGGUCGUAACAGACCUGUUCAUGACCGACCCUUUCUCCGGGAAUGUCGGGGAUGGAGGUGAUCGGUUGGUCUGCACCUUCCUUGUGGUAAACGUGGGUAUGACGCGGGGAGGUGGCGUCUUGGUGAGUCGAGGAGACGGAUAGGUGCUCGGGUCGUUUCAGUUUCUUAUCUUUGAUAGACGUGUCUCAGAAUUAGUGGGGUCGCUUCGUUUCGUGUGCAAAGACGGCGUAGGCAGGCUAGGCAAUGAUGACCUAGCGUGUUGGUCCACGUGCCAAGCCCUAUAAAACAGGGGUUGAGUAACUUCAUUUCCACUUUUUUCGCUCACACGUUCACCGGAGUUCUCCACAUUCUCCCUCGUUUGCUCGCUCUACCGUCUGGACCGCCGUCUCCGCCCGUCCUCCUAUCUGAACCACCGUCUUCUGCUCGGGCACCACCGUACCCCUUUCAACUUAACUAUGUCAGGUGCUACCGGGCGCUUACGACCGAGGAGGGAAGAUUCUGGGUUCUCCACCGAAGACGCGACAAUCGCUCGUCUCCCUGUCGGGGAUGGGAGUGUCCGAGAUGGUACCGAACACGCCUCCUCUUCCGGGCAGGUCGACUUCUCAUGGGUUGCGGACGAGCCCUUGGAGGAGGAAUCAGACUUCUGUGACGAGGCCAUCAUUGCUUACGCUAUGGUCGAGACCAUAAGCCGGGAGGAUCCACCAAACUGGUAUUGCUGCGCCCCCAAGGAAGAAGACCGCAUUUGCCAUCAUUUCCCGGGGAAGCAGUUCACCAUGUAUGAAUUUGCUUUCCGUGAGGCGGGGAUUAGACUGCCCUUCAACUCCUUCCAGAUGUCGGUCUUCAAGUGGCUCCGGCUGGCGCCGUCCCAACUACAUCCUAAUGCUCUCGCAUUUAUGCGGGCAUUCGAGUUAGUUUGCCAGUUCCUCGGCAUUGGUUGCACCCGGGCUCUCUUCUUCCACGUUUUCCAUCUCCAGAGGUCCGGUUCCCGUGGUCGCCACAGUUGGGUUUCUUUCAAGCAGCCCGUGCGUCUGUUCAAGACGUACGAGGAUUCUGUUCGCCAUUUCAAAAACCGGUGGUACGUGGUGAUGCCGAUUACCCGGGCUGCCCUUCACUCUCUAUACUACUAUCAGCGGAAACCCAAUGGGGAGGAGACGCUGAUGUCGAAGAUACCGCUGAGGUGGCAGCGUGAUCAUUUCGAUCUCUCCACGGCGCAUUACCGAGUCAAGUAUGCGAUGCUCGGCGAGGAGGAUAGGCUCGCGUACAAGAAGCUGGUCGAUUACGUGCAGAGCUUCAGCUUGGGGUUCUGGGCGAAUCGACAGGGCGUGCCCUACCUGGAUGAGGCCGGGGAACUAAUCACCGAGGCGCGUUAUAUCAAUACGAAGGCUCUGCUCGAGUGUGAUACCGAGGAGGAAGCUCUGGCGUUAUUGAGUAGGCAGACUUUGUUUAGCUUUUUAUUUCUGUUUAUGACUUCGCUCGCUAAUGUUGGUGUGUAAUUUAUUUGCAGGUGCCAUGCCGAAUGCUCGUGAUCGGGUGCUGAAGCUAGCGAAUCAGGUCGGCGCUCCUGACCGGGUGCCCAAGAAGAAGAAGAAAACUGUGGCCCGUCCCUUGGAGACUGCUGGCGAUGCCGGGGCUAGUCCCUCGCAGGCGGCGAGCGUGAUUCCUUCCUCUCCUCCUCGAUCUAACCCGAUCAACAUUCCUGAUAGCAGUCCGUCGCCAGCGGCUUCUCCCCUCCAUAAACGGAAGCGUCCGGCUGGGGCCCUUACCAGGUCGUCUCCAGGAAGUUCGAAUGGACCGGGCAGCUAUCUUCUACCUCCCUGCUAUGUGGAACGGUCGUUCUUCAAGGCCGAGGAGUCGAUUGCUGUGCCUGCGCCUGAGGCCAAGGCUAUUCUGGACCAGGAUGUUGCUGCCCGGAGGAAAGAUCUGGCCAGGGAUAUUGCUGCUGUCAUCCGGGUGAUGGAGACGGCCAUGGUUUUGACCGACACUUCGGUCUCCACCGCCUCGCUGGAGGAUGCCCUUUUGCAGGUUCGGACGGAGAAGGAAAGACUAUCUAAAGAUCUGUCGGACUACAAAGAAGAGCAUCAGCUGCAGGAAGGGCUGAGCCAGAAGCUGGAGGAGGUGGAAAAGGAGAGGGACCAGUUGAAGGCUGCUAAGGCGAGCUUGGAAGAGCAGGUGGUCGACCAUCAGAAGCUGACCGAGGACAACGCUGGCCUACGGGCUCAGGUUGAGUCUCUCGAGGGAAAGGUCCGUCCUCUGGCAGAUGAGACCGAGGAGGAACGCGCCCUUGGUUCGCGCGGUGAGCUGCUAGGGCAUAUUCGGACUCUCAACCAAGAUCUCGUGGCCUGCUUCAAAGAGGGUUUCGACAAUGCUGUCGAGCAGCUCGGGCUUCUGAACCCUGAGUUGGUGACAGUAGGGUCGGCCUAUAACUGCUGCGUCCGGGAUGGUGAGAUUAUCUGCCCGUUUGAAGCGGAGGAGGAGCUGGGGGGAGAAGAAGAAGAAGAGGAUGAAGAGGUGCUCCGAGCGGAGUCUUAG
Molecule: messenger RNA, 2721 nt
Organism: Lathyrus oleraceus (garden pea)
Lineage: Eukaryota; Viridiplantae; Streptophyta; Magnoliopsida; Fabales; Fabaceae
Exons: 2
Coding region: 1672-2721 (349 amino acids)
Source: RefSeq, a predicted model, not a curated record